This is a messenger RNA of Neltuma alba, 2490 nucleotides long. RefSeq lists its product as uncharacterized. The transcript has a single exon. Gene Ontology annotation, cellular component: mitochondrial membrane. Lineage: Eukaryota; Viridiplantae; Streptophyta; Magnoliopsida; Fabales; Fabaceae. The record is from RefSeq and is a predicted model, not a curated record. Bases 1725 to 2369 code for a protein of 214 amino acids. Gene Ontology annotation, biological process: mitochondrial proton-transporting ATP synthase complex assembly.
UCCGCUGAGUCUCACUGGGGAACAUGGCACGGGAGUCUCUCCUGAAUUUGGUGCGAUCACCGUUCUCCCAGGAGCUUCCUCUCUGGUUUUCUUCGUUUAUCCUUCUUCUUCUUCUUCAUGUCCCUUUCUGGCUGCACAUUUUGAAUUUUCUAAUAUCGAUUCAAUUGUUCAUCUUCCCGAGAUUGGAGACUGCUUAUGUUCAGUUCUUAAUCAAUUUGAUGUCUCACUAAUUUGCUCAUACCAAAAUGUUCUGAACUUUACUCCUCGUUAGCAUUCAAAUUUCAUGUCAAGAUUGAAAUUCUUUUGGGUUCAGGGAAAAGGGACAAUGAGCUUUAGGAUGUUGUCUUUUGUAACUGUGCCUAGGCAUUUUUUUUUUUUUUUUGCUUUUUGUAACUAUGAGAGGAGUUUUUAAUUGGCAUCAACUUGAUGAAAACAAGACGAACGUUUGGAACCUGAAAAUGACGUGUGUAAAAAAACUCUGGUGUGGCAUACUGAAAGUGAAAGAUGCUUUAAAAUUGGCGUGUGUGAAUUACUGUUCAGCUAGCAGAUCGUUUCAUGUUGCAUGAUUUAUUCUAAUUUUACCGUAAGCAUGAUAGCCUGUGGCUGGAGAUUUAGGGUUUCAGUUUCUGUCUUUCACCUGCAGAUAGUGUUGAUUUGAUGUACAUCCUAUCUUCUGCUAAGAGAUGGGGAUUUUUCUUCAUUCCCCUUCAAUGGGAAAUCUUGCGGGACUUCUUUUUAUUAUUAUGAUUACAAGUAAGGUGCAUGACUGUGAUGAAUCGAUGCGAUGUAGUACAACUAUAUCAGUUCAGGGACUCCUAACUAUACUUAACCUUAGUUUCUUCAUACAAAAAUUCUGUAUGUUUGAAGCUUGUGCCAUGAUGCUAGCGGUAGAAGGAAAACUGGUUGAAGGGCUUUGACUCUGAAGAGCUAAAGGGAAUUGAGACUAGAUUUUGAUAUGAUAUGCACUAGCAGGAGCUAAGUUGCAUUACAUGAGCAGUUAAUCUUCUGAACCAUAAGCUCCUGUUUCAGCUGAAUCAUCUUAGUAGCAAUUAGAAUACGCAAUCUAUGUAAAUUAUAAUAUAGUACGAGGUGGAAUAUUAUGGGAUUAGGAUAGAUUCUUCGCAUACUUCGUAGCUACUUCCUCUGUAUAUACGCCACGCCCCCCAUGAAUGAAAUAUAGGAAAUUUUUGCCCUACUUCCGAACACAUCUAAAACUCCCUGCAGUUAAUCAAGUUGUUGACAUGAAUUUAAUGGUCAAUCCCUUAACAUAGUUCUUUAUGCAUUCCAAUGUGAAUUAUUCAUGACCAAUGCUGAAAGCAUAUGCCUAACCUUUCAGCCAUCAAAUCUUAGGAAUCUUAUCGUUCUUCUAUAAAAUUAUAUCAGGUGCUUAUAACCUGGCAAACUUCUCUCUCAAGUUUAUCUGUCCCCAUUUCCUUCUUCCCUAUUAAAAAGAAUCAUUGCAUAUGUUGGAUCUAGUCGCACCCCACAUGAUAUAUAUUAUACUCCUUCCAUUAUGCAUUAUAUGUUCUGGAAAAAACAUUAUCUAACUUGACAUCUUGUUAUUGUUCCUGUGUUUACGUGCUGCUCCUUUUCAGUUCAGUGCCUUGAUGUCUUUCCCUGUUACCUCCUCUUAUCAACUGAAUUAAGCCCUUUGGGUUUUUUAUAGGUCCCUUUUUUUUGUAAGCAACAUUGUUACUGAUUUUUUUUUUUUUCAUUUUAUUUGUAUGUCUUUUCCCAUGCUUCACAUUAUCAUUGGACAAGGGCGUCUACGCCCAAUUCUUGCUAAUCCUACUUUCAGAUAUUCCUCCUUGCUUGCUACCACCCAAAGGAAGUGGGCAUCUCAAGCCACCAAUGCACAUGAAGACAAGAAGAUCAGCAUCGGACCUUAUGGAGAAGGACAAUCUGAAUAUGGGGAAGAUGGUCACGAGGAAACCAGAGUUGUUUAUCAUGGUCCUAUCUCAUCCACCAUCAAGAAAGUAAAGCUUCUCUCUCUCUCAACUUGCUGCCUCUCAGUAUCACCCGGCCCUGUGAUAACUUUCAUGACAUACCCUGAAACAAAUGUCAUCCCAAAGGGUGCGCUAGCAUCAACUGUUAUAUUCCUCAGUGCUUCUACAACUGCCGCCCUGCACUGGUUUGUUAGCCCUUGCAUACAUAAACUCAGGUGGCAACCUGGUUCAGAUAGAUUUGAGAUGCAGAUGAUGACUUGGCUGGCAGCUUAUACUCCGAGGGUUAUUAGGUUUGCCGAUAUCCGGCCUCCUCAAACCAAUAGGCCUUUUGUCACGUUUAAGGCCAAUGGGAAGUUUUACUUCAUUGAUACAGAGCACUGUCAGGACAGGGAACUGCUGGAGAGGCUGACCUACAAAAUGUAGGUCAUGAUGACUCGUGGGUCAGCUUCGGGACCUUGUGACUUGAAGCAUAAUAAAUUCCCUUCAGGCCAAAAAAAAGAGGCAUAAUAAAUUCCUAGGUGUUAUACAAUGGCCAGGUUUUAAC